UUCUCCUAAACGAACGAAGAGUGGAACCGGUUACAGGAUCGACGAAGGAAUCGAGUGAAAGUGAAGGAUUAAUUUAGCAAAAACGGAGUGCGCGGCUUUGUGAUCCUAUGGUGGGAUCCCACCAACGUUUGGCUCGCCGGCAAUUGAUCGGGUACCGCAGUUUCUUACGUGCGGAUCUGUCACGAGCACGAAAUAUCCUUUUAUCCUUGCGCGAUUGUUCGUGCAAACAGCUUAUUGUUUCGAGAAGCGAUCAAGAUGCAUCUCGUCGGACACAUUACGGUUUUAUUCGCAUUCAUCCUCUUCUCGUCGAUUUCCGUCCUCGGGUUUCCGGAUGGCGGGCCGGUGGAUGCGUGCGUGAAGCCACGGCCUAAUCAACCCUAUCAUGGCGAGGCGCGAUCACAGCCCUUAAACACGAGCCCUUACAAGAUACUGGCUUCGUCGUCGCAGUAUGGACCAGGCUCGCAGGUCACAGUCACCAUUGUGGGUGCCUCGUUUAAGGGAUUCUUCCUGCAGGCACGUGAUACCGGUACAAACGAAUGGAUCGGAUCCUGGGCUCGUACGCCGAACACGAAUAUACAUUCCGAGUGCAGUGCCGUGACGCACGCGGAUCCGCGCGAUAAGGAGCAGGCUACCUUCAUCUGGAACGCACCGGCAAACGCACGCGGCAGCGUUUACUUCACGGGAACUGUUCUAAAGGACUACGCAACAUUCUGGUCCGAUCUUGUAUCGGAGGUUGCACGAUAAUUCGUCAGCAUAUACUUGUCUGCAUCUUUACUCGUCGACGAAGUGCUUUCGCCAAAGGAUAGAUUCCAUUUUUAUAAAAAAAGAUUUUAUUUUGUUCAUUCGUUGUGUAUUUUGAUAUGUCUGCGACACGUUACGCAAUAUAUAUUUUAUAUAAAUCUUGUAUUUUUGUACCAUCACAAAAACGCCGGGCGUUUUAAAUAAUAAAAAAUUAUUGGUGUUGUUUG
Messenger RNA from Temnothorax curvispinosus, 968 nucleotides. RefSeq names its product putative defense protein 3. Bases 256 to 744 code for a protein of 162 amino acids. Gene Ontology annotation, molecular function: oxidoreductase activity, acting on metal ions. Lineage: Eukaryota; Metazoa; Arthropoda; Insecta; Hymenoptera; Formicidae. The record is from RefSeq and is a predicted model, not a curated record. The transcript is spliced from 4 exons.